Poecilia reticulata (guppy) is the source of this 1142-nucleotide messenger RNA. The record is from RefSeq and is a predicted model, not a curated record. Lineage: Eukaryota; Metazoa; Chordata; Actinopteri; Cyprinodontiformes; Poeciliidae.
UUUAGAGUCUCAGUCGGUUAUUUUGAGCAGAAAACUGCUGUGAAGAUGAUUCAGGUUAAACUAUUACAGCUCUCAGAGCGCUCCUCUUCCUGGUCUCAAACACACACUGAGUGUGGGUGGAACCUGCUGAAGCUGGAAGCUGAUUGGCUGCAGCCUCUUUGCCCUGACAUGUGAUUGGUGGAUCACAGCUCCAGCUUGUUUCUGUUCUCAGGAAAUGAAACUAACAGUCAGUGCUACUGAGAGCAGAAAUGGAGCAGCAGGCAGUUCAGCUGGAUCGAGAGACUUUCUCCUGUUCCAUCUGUGUGGAUCUACUGAAGGAUCCGGUGACGACUCCUUGUGGACACAGCUACUGUAUGAACUGCAUUAAAAACUUCUGGGAAGAUGGUGAGAAAAAGGAAAACUACCACUGUCCUCAGUGCAGGAAAACCUUCACACAGAGGCCUGACCUGCAGAAAAACACCAUGCUAGCAGCUUUAGUGGAGCAGCUGAAGAAGACUGGACUCCAAGCUGCUCCUGCUGACCACUGUAAUGCUGGACCUGAAGAUGUGGCCUGUGAUUCCUGCACWGGAAGAAAACUGAAAGCCAUCAAGUCCUGUUUAGUCUGUCUGGCCUCUUUCUGUGAGAAACACCUUCAGCCUCAUUAUGAUGUGGCUCCAUUAAAGAAACACAAGCUGGUGGAGCCGUCYAAGAACCUCCAGGAGAACAUCUGCUCUAAGCAUGAUGAGGUGAUGAAGAUGUUCUGCCGCACUGAUCAGAGGCGUAUCUGUUAUCUCUGCUGCGUGGAUGAACAUAAAGGCCAUGAAACAGUGUCAGCUGCAGAGUUUAUCUGGAGGGAGCAGCCGACACUCCAGGGCCAGAGUGAUAGCCAGGAAUGGUUGUUCCUCCAUGAAGCCUUUGGCUCCUGUUCUGCCAGAAUUAUCGGCAGCCUGGUCCAAACCCUCGAGGCCCCGUGGAGAUUACCCAUUGGUGGCCCCAGUUCCAGAACCUCCUCGCUUUUACAAACCUUCAUCAAAGCUCCCGGUCGGCAGCUCCCUCCUGGAUCCAAGGAGAACAAGUUCCUCCACUUAUCCUCCGCCUCUCCUCACCUCCAGCCCCGGAACCACAAUAGCCUCCCCCGGUCCAGUUCAUCCAUCUACAAAUAA